This is a messenger RNA of Doryrhamphus excisus (bluestripe pipefish), 1513 nucleotides long. RefSeq names its product malate dehydrogenase 2, NAD (mitochondrial) (gene mdh2). Gene Ontology annotation, cellular component: cytoplasm; mitochondrion. Gene Ontology annotation, molecular function: L-malate dehydrogenase (NAD+) activity. Gene Ontology annotation, biological process: tricarboxylic acid cycle; malate metabolic process. The record is from RefSeq and is a predicted model, not a curated record. Lineage: Eukaryota; Metazoa; Chordata; Actinopteri; Syngnathiformes; Syngnathidae.
ACCAGCUCACGUGUCUUCCUGUUCGGUCGUCGCUAGAGGACGUUGGUGUCACGGCGCAGAGGGGCUACUCGUAUUUAUUUUCCAUUUACCCAGAAUAAUAGACAACAAAACUAAUACAGAAUGUUUUCCCGCGCAGUAAGACCUACCGUCAGCCUCGCCAGGAGUUUGUCCACUUCCUCGCAGAACAACGCUAAGGUGGCGGUGCUCGGAGCGUCGGGCGGUAUAGGCCAACCGCUGUCUCUGCUGCUCAAGAACAGCCCUCUGGUGAGCCAACUCUCGCUCUACGAUAUCGCACACACCCCCGGGGUGGCUGCAGAUCUCAGCCACAUCGAGACAAGGGCCCAGGUCACCGGCCACAUGGGUCCCGACCAACUCGGUGCUGCCCUCCAGGGCUGUGAUGUCGUCGUUAUUCCCGCCGGUGUACCCAGAAAGCCCGGGAUGACCCGCGACGACCUCUUUAACACCAACGCUACCAUUGUAGCCACCUUGGCCGACGCCUGCGCCCGCCACUGCCCGGAAGCCAUGAUCUGUAUCAUCGCCAACCCCGUCAACUCCACCAUCCCGAUUACAUCAGAGGUCAUGAAGAAGCAUGGCGUCUAUAACCCCAACAAGGUGUUUGGUGUCACCACCUUGGACAUUGUCAGAGCCAAUGCUUUUGUUGCGGAGCUGAAAGGCCUUGACCCGGCCCGUGUCAGUGUGCCCGUCAUCGGGGGUCAUGCCGGAAAGACCAUCAUCCCGCUCAUUUCUCAGUGCACCCCCAAAGUGGAGUUCCCUCCCGAUCAGUUGUCGGCCCUCACUGGCAGGAUCCAGGAAGCGGGCACAGAGGUCGUGAAGGCCAAAGCCGGAGCCGGGUCUGCUACCCUCUCCAUGGCGUACGCCGGUGCCCGCUUCACCUUCGCCGUCCUGGACGCCAUAAAUGGAAAGGAGGGCGUGGUGGAAUGCGCCUUUGUCAGGUCCGAGGAGACCGAGUGCAAGUACUUCUCCACGCCUCUCCUCCUGGGCAAGAACGGCAUCGAGAAGAACCUCGGGCUCGGCAAGCUGUCUGCCUUUGAGGAGAAGCUGGUGGCUGACGCCAUUGGCGAGCUGAAGGGCUCCAUCAAGAAAGGCGAGGAUUUUGUGGCUAACAUGAAGUGAACGGGAGACAUUAGAAUGUAGCUGGAACCUGCAGCCAUCAUUGAUGUGUUUCGUCUUACAUUAAAAAGCACUUUGACAAAUCUCCGGUUCUGUCGGUGCUUCUUCCUCUGCUGGUUUUCUUUUAGCUCGUGGUAAAUAAUGUCAACGCAACGGUGCAGAGUUUGACCUUUGCGCUUGCCCCAUCUUUAAGUAUCAUCUAUCCUAUCUCACAUGUGGCGUUAUCUCACCUGGCUACAAUUUUUACGGCUUAAUUUUGCAAAUAUCAAAUUCACAUAUUUUCAUAUUCCGGAUUCAACCAAGGGAAUAUUGUCAUCAUGCUUAUUUGUGAACAUAAAACAUUGGUCGUCAUCAAUAAACAGUUUAAUGUUUAAAAAAAAUC